This is a messenger RNA of Phytophthora sojae, 354 nucleotides long. RefSeq lists its product as hypothetical. Bases 1 to 354 code for a protein of 117 amino acids. The transcript has a single exon. The record is from RefSeq and is a predicted model, not a curated record. Lineage: Eukaryota; Oomycota; Peronosporomycetes; Peronosporales; Peronosporaceae.
AUGGGCACGGAAGACGACGCGCGUCAUGAUGAAGUGCGGUCUCCUUCAUGGAGCGCCGAGCUUACCCGACACGAACACGGCCUCCCCGUGCCCCGCUCGCUGUCAAAUACGACGACCCGGUGCCCCAUGACGUCGCCGCCCGACACGAAGACCACCCGGGCACUUUGCUCGCGGCAUCUGGUGCUUCUCAAGCUUCAAUCACCACUCCGUACCUGGUCAGUUCACUUCCACGGGCACAACCACAGCUCCGUCGAUGUCUUCAUCAACUCCUCCUUGUCCAUGCCGGACACGAUCUCGACGCUUGCUGCGGCGACUCCUUGCCCCAUGACAUCGCCCCGCGACGAGAUUCAUUAA